AGCCCGCUGGACGCCUCCUUCACUGUAACAGCAAUGGCGUUCUGUUGAGAUAAUCCGCCAACAAAAUAACUGUUGAGGAAUGAAAUGAUGCUUCGUUUUGCUCAUUGCAAUCCUCAAACCCAUCUUCGGAAGCUCAUAUUUUUGCCAUCUAGCAUCAAUCUUUUACAUAUGGGCUCCAAAUUCUUCUUCAAACCUGCAACGCUCCCUUCACUUUCUCCACCUCCUCCUUUCUCUUCAACUAGAAACCCGUAUCACACUUUCAAGCGUCUCUUACCAGUAGCUUGUUCAAAACCCAUAUCUAAAAUCCCUCCUUAUAAAGCUAAUGGCUUUACUUCCCAGGCAACUGUUCCAACGCCAGUAUAUGGAGAGGAGGAGGAUCUACAGACAUUGAAUUUGAAGCUUCUAAAGGGAAAAUUGGAAGAGUUGGGUAUUGAAAUGGAUAAUUUUGUUCCAGGACAACAUAAUCAUUUACUAUGUCCAAGGUGCUAUGGUGGUGAUUCAAGGGAGAAAACUUUGGCUCUUUUUAUCAAUCCAGAUGGGAGUGGUGCGUCCUGGAAUUGCUUUCGAGGUAAAUGUGGGUGGAACGGUGGAACAAGGCCUUAUGCAAUUCCAGGCAGCAACUUCACAUUUGUAAGUCCAAUCCAAGAAAAAAAAGUUAAGAAGAAUAGAGAAAUCACUGAGAAGAGUCUGGAACUGGAACCACCAUGUGAUGAGCUUCUUUGUUACUUUGCUGAGCGAUUAAUAACAAAAAAGACACUGCAGAGAAACCGUGUUAUGCAAAGGAGCUAUGGUAAUCAGAUUUGUAUAGCAUUUACUUAUUGGCGAAAUGGAGUGCUCACCAGCUGCAAGUAUCGAGAUUCUACCAAGAGAUUUUGGCAGGAAAAGGAUACAGAAAAAAUAUUUUAUGGGCUGGAUGAUAUCAAGGGAGCUGAUGAAAUCAUCAUUGUUGAAGGCGAAAUGGACAAGCUUGCAAUGGAAGAAGCUGGAUUUCUUAAUUGUGUGAGUGUUCCUGAUGGUGCGCCUCCAUCAAUUUCCUCCAAGGACUUGCCACCUAAAGACAAGGACACAAAAUAUCAAUAUCUGUGGAAUUGCAAAGAGUACUUGAAGAGGGCUUCUCGCAUAAUACUUGCCACUGAUGGAGAUCAACCUGGUAAAGCUUUAGCUGAGGAGAUUGCUCGUCGUGUUGGAAGAGAAAGAUGCUGGAGAGUUAGUUGGCCCAGGAAAAAUAAAGACGAAUAUUUCAAAGAUGCAAAUGAGGUUCUCAUGUUUCUGGGUCCUACUGCACUCAGAGAUGUUAUUGAGAAUGCAGAGUUAUACCCUAUUCGUGGAUUGUUCAGCUUCAAGGAUUUCUUUGGUGAAAUUGAUGCAUAUUAUCAUCGGACUCUUGGGUAUGAAAUGGGUGCCUCAACUGGGUGGAAGGCUCUAAAUGGGUUAUAUAAAGUUGUGCCAGGAGAGUUGACCAUAGUAUCUGGGGUUCCCAAUUCUGGUAAGAGUGAGUGGAUUGAUGCACUCUUAUGCAAUCUUAACAGAAGUGAAGGCUGGAAAUUUGCACUUUGCUCCAUGGAGAACAAAGUUCGGGAGCACGCUAGAAAACUUUUGGAGAAGCACAUAAAGAAACCCUUUUUUGAUGCACAAUAUGGAGGGACUGCUGAACGAAUGACUGUUGAGGAUUUCGAGGAAGGGAAGCAGUGGUUGAAUGAUACAUUUUACCUCAUAAGAUGUGAAGAUGACAAACUUCCAAGCAUAAAUUGGGUUCUUGAUCUUGCAAAAGCAGCAGUUCUGAGGCAUGGAGUGCAUGGACUUGUAAUUGAUCCCUACAAUGAGCUUGACCAUCAGCGUCCUAUUAGCAUGACUGAAACAGAGUAUGUAAGUCAGAUGCUUACACUGGUCAAACGAUUUGCUCAACAUCACUCUUGCCAUAUUUGGUUUGUUGCACAUCCCAGACAGUUACACCAUUGGGUCGGGGCUCCUCCAAAUCUGUAUGAUAUAAGUGGCAGUGCCCACUUCAUAAACAAAUGUGACAAUGGGAUUGUUAUUCAUCGUAACAGGGAUCCACAUGCUGGACCUCUAGAUCAAGUUCAGGUAUGUGUGCGGAAGGUGCGAAACAAGGUUGUUGGAACCAUAGGCGAAGCUGUCUUGUCAUAUAAUAGGGUGACCGGCGAAUUCAUGGAUAUCGAUUAAUGAUCUGGGAAGAAGAUGGCCAACUGUAUCAUCUUGUUGAAAAGCACUUGUAUAUUCCAGUAGGAGGUAUAGAUUAAGAUGAUAUAUUGCUGAAAUCUCUCUUUUCUUUUUCAUUUUUUUUUUUCUGUAAAUUUUUUUCCUAGAACUGUCCUAUAUUAAGGUGAUCACUAUACCAUCAAAAUUGUUGUUUAAUUAUGGUAGGUAACCCAGUAAUCUAAUUUUUGCAAGCUAGUGCUUUAUUUCUGUAAAUCAAAUCUUUGAAGACAA
Messenger RNA from Jatropha curcas, 2448 nucleotides. Its product is annotated as toprim domain-containing protein. NCBI's taxonomy places the organism in Eukaryota, Viridiplantae, Streptophyta, Magnoliopsida, Malpighiales, Euphorbiaceae. Gene Ontology annotation, biological process: DNA replication. Gene Ontology annotation, molecular function: 5'-3' DNA helicase activity; ATP binding; single-stranded DNA binding. The record is from RefSeq and is a predicted model, not a curated record.